Messenger RNA from Oryzias latipes (Japanese medaka), 1974 nucleotides. It is a transcript of the gene gnb3b, whose product is annotated as guanine nucleotide binding protein (G protein), beta polypeptide 3b. NCBI's taxonomy places the organism in Eukaryota, Metazoa, Chordata, Actinopteri, Beloniformes, Adrianichthyidae. Gene Ontology annotation, molecular function: protein binding. The record is from RefSeq and is marked provisional. Gene Ontology annotation, biological process: signal transduction.
UGGGAUUGUGGGAUCUAAAGGAGCUCCAAGGCCAGGAGAGAGACGGAGCUUUCUGGGACCAGGAACUACAGCAGUGCGGGGAAGGAGAAGGAUCUGUGCUGAGAGUGGAAGAAGGUUGGUUUGUCUGUCAAUAACCUCCUUGACCAGCCGUUGCCAUGGCAGCUGAGAAAGCUGAAAUGGAUGCACUGAAAAAGGAGUGUGAUGCACUCCGUACGCAGAUUGAGGCUGCUCGUAAAGCAGCAAAUGAUGGGAGCAUGUCAGCGGCUGCAGGUGGAGUGGCUUCAGUGGGUCGGGUCCAACUCAAACUCAGGAAGAACCUGAAGGGUCACCUGGCAAAGAUCUAUGCCAUGCACUGGUCAGCAGAUUCCAGGUCAAUGGUCAGUGCAUCACAGGAUGGCAAGCUUCUGGUCUGGGAUACUUUCACCGGGAAUAAGUUGGUCGCCGUUCCUCUCAAGUCUGCCUGGGUGAUGAGUGUCGCCUUCGCCCCCUCAGGAAACCUGGUGGCCAGCGGUGGUCUGGAUAACAUCUGCACAGUCUACAACAUCAAGGCUGCCAGCCCAAAGACCCUCAGGGAGCUGGAUGCACACACAGGUUACCUGUCCUGCUGCCGUUUCCUUAGUGACUCAGAAAUUCUGACAGCCUCCGGUGACACCACCUGCUGCCUGUGGGACCUGGAGACCGGCAAGCAGAAGAUUAUCUUCACCAACCACAUUGGAGACUGCAUGUCGCUGGCUCUUUCUCCUGACAUGAACUACUUCAUCUCUGGAGCCUGCGACUCUCUGGCCAAACUGUGGGACGUGAGGGAAGGAGCCUGCAAGCAGACCUUCUCUGGACACACCAGCGACAUCAAUGCCAUUGCUUUCUUCCCCAGUGGAAAUGCUGUCAUCACAGGCUCUGACGACUGCUCCUGCAAGAUGUACGACCUGCGCGCCGACCAGGAGGUGCUGGACUACACGGACUCCAGCCUGAACGCCGGCGUCACGUCUCUGGCUCUGUCCAACUCGGGCCGCCUUAUCUUCGCAGGUUAUGAUGACUUCAACUGCCACAUUUGGGACUCCCUGAAGGGGGAGAAAGUCGGCGUGCUGUCUGGCCAUGACAACAGGGUGAGCUGCACCGGCGUCCCCGAAGACGGCAUGGGCGUCUGCACAGGAUCCUGGGACAGCUUCCUCAAACUGUGGAACUGAAGCAGGACGUGAUUGAGAACACACCUGGAAGACAAGAGAAAGAGGGAGGGAGGAAGGGGUGAAGACAGGAAGGAGGAGAAAAACAAACAAAACCGGAGACAAUUGUGCAACAUGAACCCUUCUUCUCUUCCUGUUUUUCUCUCCUCUUUUUCCAAAACUAAGCAUGCAAAUCAUUUGCAAAUUAGCCAUUUGUGUUAAUGGCAUCAGGUAAAACUGCACAGCUCAUCCCGCUGUGCACAUGCCAGCUUUAAUGUCACUGAGAAAGUGUAAAUGCUGAAACUUAUGAGGGAUAAAAUGACUAAAUUCUUCUUAAAAUCAUCAAACAAGUUUAGAUUUUUAACAAUUAAAGAAAAAAAACGUAAAUAAUAAUUUAAUUCAUAGAAUAACAGAUUACUUUAUUUUUGUCUUUAAGUUUUUUGACCUGUAAAAGAGCCCUGCACCUAGAUAAACGGCUUACAUGUACAUUCAUUUGUUUUUGUGAUUUUACAGUUAGAAUGGAGGCUUGAUGCACAGUGUCUUUUAUUUGGUACACAUUUAGUAAAAAACAUCUCCUGCUAACAAACAGCAAGUUUGUUUCAUUUACUAAUGAGUUUUUCAAAUAAAUGAUGGUCCACAUUUGCUGCAGCCAGGCAGAAAGACUGAAAAAUACUGUAAAAUAAACUGUAAACUUGAUUUUAUUCCUGACUCAGCUCAGUGGCAAUUUGUAGUUCCUGUACACUUGUGUAUCUCCUGUGUAAAAAAGGCAAAAUGUUUGCUGGGAACCUUUCUAAUAAAUAGAGUUCUGCAUUAA